Molecule: messenger RNA, 1221 nt
Organism: Yarrowia lipolytica CLIB122
Lineage: Eukaryota; Fungi; Ascomycota; Dipodascomycetes; Dipodascales
Source: RefSeq, a predicted model, not a curated record
AUGACCCUGCUGGCAGAAGCAGGCAUCUACCUCAUUCUCGACGUCAACUCCCCACGCAUUGGCGAGUCGCUAAACCGAUACGAGCCCUGGACCACCUACCAUGAAAAGUACCUGGAGCACAUCUUCAAGGUUGUCGAGCAGUUCUCCCAUUACAACAACACUCUGGCUUUCUUUGCCGGCAACGAGGUCGUCAACGAUGACCAGUCCGCCAUGGUGUCGCCCAACUACAUCAAGGCUGUAGUGAGAGACCUCAAGUACUACCUAGCCAACCAGUCGCCCCGAAAGAUUCCCGUCGGAUACUCUGCCGCAGACGAUCUCAAGUACAGAACCUCGUUGGCACAAUACCUCGAGUGUGGUGACGAGAUGUCUUCCGUCGACUUUUACGGAGUCAACUCCUAUCAGUGGUGUGGCGAACAGUCUUUCGUGUCUUCCGGAUACGACAGACUCGUGGACGACUACAGGGACUACUCGCUGCCGCUCAUCUUCUCCGAGUACGGAUGCAACGAAGUCAAGCCCCGUACUUUCCAGGAGGUCCGAGCAGUUUACUCAAGCAGCAUGACUGACGUAUUUUCUGGAGGGCUCAUUUACGAGUUCUCCCAGGAGCCCAACGACUAUGGUCUUGUCCAGAUCUACAAGAACCACUCCGCGCAGGUUCUGGAGGACUUUGAGGCACUCAAGAAAGCAUACCACGACGCCCCCAAGGCCAAGCUGUCAGACUUCCGAGCUGUGGAGCGACCUCAGAGGUGCGAGCUCGUGUAUCCCAACAUCAACACCAUGAACCCUCUCCCCGACACGUUUGGUCUGGACAUGAUAACUCGUGGCGUGCGGGCACCCAGGGGCAAGUAUGUUGACUUGCACAAGCGGGGUACAUCGUACACCAUCUACGACCUGGAAGGAAAUGUGAUCGAGGACACUGAGGUGCAGCAGGUGAUUGAUCUGAAGGAGCCUCUUGCGGCACCGCCCCCAUCGCCCCCCACACGGAAGGCCCCCGCUGUCCCAGAGCCAAAGGACCCUGUGGAGCCAGUCUACGAUGAGUAUCCGAAGAAAGUCGCUACCGUUGAAGAGGAGGAUGAUCACGAGGUGGUGAACCCACGGAGACCAUUUGAGAGAAAGAAGACAAGCACCGGGUCAUACAGAGACACGGCAGUGCUGGGGUGGAUCAAGUACCUGGUGUCAGUGAUGCUUGGCGUGGUGGUGGUGGAAGUGGUGCGGCUGAUGUAG